Molecule: messenger RNA, 3360 nt
Organism: Penicillium diatomitis
Lineage: Eukaryota; Fungi; Ascomycota; Eurotiomycetes; Eurotiales; Aspergillaceae
Product: putative C6 transcription factor
Exons: 9
Coding region: 1-3360 (1119 amino acids)
Biological process (GO): regulation of DNA-templated transcription; DNA-templated transcription
Molecular function (GO): DNA-binding transcription factor activity, RNA polymerase II-specific; DNA binding; zinc ion binding
Source: RefSeq, a predicted model, not a curated record
AUGGACUUGCCUUCUGCGACAGGCAAACCGUUGUCGAGUGCAUCAAGCUUCGGACGCGCUCCGUCAUCGGCGCGAGCACCGCUCCCUGGCGGUCGCCAGAUUACUCGAAAUCGGGCAAGCUACAGCUGCCACACUUGCCGCCGGCGGAAAGUGAAGUGCGACAAGAUUCAUCCAAUCUGCGGCAAUUGUGCAAAGACAGGCACCGAGUGCACCUACGAUGUGUCGGCAUUACGCAAAGUCGACGAUAGGCGAGAUGGAUCUGAUCAGGAACCUCAUAACCUGAAAAGGCGGAGAGGGCAAUCUCGCCCAAGCUCAGAUGGCAUGGAUGACGUGCAAUCUUUGUAUGCCCGUUCCACCGAGACAGUCUCUUCAAGAAAUCCCAAGGCCAACCCGUCCGCCAUCGAAGCCCGACUUGACAAACUGAUGUCGAUGAUCGAGCGCAUUGGCGGUAGUCCUCGUUCACUGGAAGAAGCUGAGAGACAAGUUUUUGCAGAGAAGAGUGGCGUCGAUGCGACAUUCACUCAACACUUGCGGAAAGGCAGGGACAUCACUUCAUCCCGGAAAUCCAGCCCACAGCGCCGGACGGCAGACUCAAGCGGCGACGAGUUUCCGAUCCCAUCAGGCCCUGCGACUGAUCUUGUUGACCCGAUUGGGAGUCUCAACUUGGGUCACUUGAGCUUGGACGAUGGCGGGAGGUCUCGAUACGUGGGCACCACCUAUUGGGCGUAUAUAUCGCAUGAGAUCAACGACCUCAACCAACUGUUACGAAGCCAAAAUAGGUCCCAUGAAUCUUCUCCAGAAAACACGCACACGGAAAUCAACGAUCCUAUGACCGAGGUACGAGAUCGGCGCAGCGUAUCUGCGGAUAGUAUUGUCGGCUCGCCCACAUUCCACGGCCACAGCGGCUCCUUUCAGCGAUCCAUCAUAUUCCCAUCAAGCAGCUCUCCUCCAGCCCCCGAAGAGAGCAUCGAACCCGAGAUGCUUGAGCACGUCCCAACGCGCAGACAAAGCCACUUGCUAUAUAGAGGCUUCAUGUCAGGUGUGCACGCUAUCAGUCCCGUGCUCCACCCACCAACGAUACUGAAGCUCUAUUGCGCAUUUUGGGAGUGGUACGACUAUACCAGCUUUUCAGGGCAGCCGUGCCCGAACGCAUCAUUUAUCCCCCUACUUUAUGCCAUAUGGUAUGGAGGUUCUGUAACGGUGUCGCUGAAAACCAUCAAAGCCGAAUUUAAUACAUCAUCGCGCUUCACAUUGUCCUCCAGUUACAGUGAAGAGGUGACAAGAUGGUUAACCAGAAUAUCGUUCCCUCGCAGCCCCUCACUGCAUGGAUUAGCGGCGUACCUGAUUGUACAGACAAUCUUGUCGAAGGAGGAAGAACCCUUGAAAAGCAGUCUUUUCGUCAGUCUCGCAAUGCGAGUUGCUCAAACAAUGGGUCUUCACCGAGAUCCCUCAAAUUUUGGAAUCGAGGCCAGCGAAGCAGAGUAUCGCCGACGCCUUUGGUGGCACAUUAUGCAUAUGGAUGGAGUUGUUGCCAUGUCAAGUGGGCUCCCGCCGCUUGUCGGCGAUGAAAAUUACUGGGACGUACGAUAUCCCAGCGAGGUUAAAGAUACGCUGCUCGGUACGCCACUCGCAGAACAAUACGAGAAAAGCAUUACUUCGAAGGAACGGGAGCCUGAUAACCCUGAUGAUCCCUCGGUUUGUGGGGGCCCCUCCGUGGUCAACGUCUUCUACCUGACAGCGAGAGGAAAAUACAUUAUGGCUCGUGCCAUUCGAAGAAUUCUUCGGAUUCAACUUGGUAUCAAACCCGUGACUCGCAGCGACAUGGAAGAACUGCGGACGAUCCUGCUGAACCUUCAGAGCAAUUUGAAUUCCAUAGUCAGCCGAAUUCCAGAGAGCUCGGAAAAAUCUGUCUCUCCUGGGAAUGGGAACAUGAAGAGGGAGCCAUCCUUUUCCAAUUCCCCAGAUGACGAUGGGCUUGCUGAAUCAGGGCUUCCCGGUGAGGGUCCCCAUGGAUGCACGGAACAGUAUCACACAGCGGUCCUUGUCUCGUACCAUAGAUGGGCGAAGAUAAUGCUAUCGUUGUACAUUGACAAAGCAUUUUGCGUUGCUUAUCAGCCUUUCUUGAAGAACGUCCACAGCCGGAUAUGGCCCGCUGCCCGCCAGAGUGCACUUCGACAUUGUCACGGGUUCAUGGAAAAGUUUAUCGAAUUAGCAACAGAUCCGGAUUUCCAACCAUUUCAGUGGAGCUGGCCCGGCAAUCACCAGCCAAUGCAUGCAACAAUGAUAAUGCUUAUUGACUUGUACGAGAGACCAUGCAGCCCCGAGGCUGCGCGGUCUCGGGCAUUUAUUGACCGAAUCUUAGCACUAUCGGGGCCCGAUGGCGGCGUGGUAGGUGGUGAAGACGGCAUCACCACGCAACGACCGCUUAAGGAUGGUGGGCGUGAAGCGUGGGACAUGAUCCGUCGUCUACGGCAAAAAGCGUGGCAAAAAGCGGGCUUGAACCCACAGAUGUUUUGGACAGAGCAAGACCAAGCUCAUGUGAGCUUGAGGACGCCGGCAGAAGAGGCGAAUGAGAUCAGCCCUCGUCCGGUUGAGUCUAAUAAUUCUUCGGUGCAUUGCUCGUCGGAUCCUUCGUCAGCGGCGCCUCCCCGCUCGUGGUCUGUGGCCCUUGGCCGUACACCUGCCGAAUUCAAUCACAUAUUCUACAACCUCACACGUUCUCAUACGGAGUGUGGGCAAAGAAGUGCGUUGUCGACAAGUAUACCCGGCACAUCGCAACAAGAUCCAUACAACAAACUUCCCACUCCGGGCCGAACCUCUGCACCUUUCUCAACCCCACAAAACGACCCACUUCUAACAGCCGCCACAGCAGCUGAACUACAGCCAUCCUUUUCUUCCUUCCCAUCGACCACUAUACCUCCAGGGGCAUUACCGCUCACUGCGAUAUCAGCCGCUGCUCCCGAUUUCACAGAAGAAGGGAAUUUGGCCCAGUACCCUUCAAACUCCACGGUUCCACCCGUCAUGCCGUUCAUGGACUCGACUUCUCUCAACGAAGCUCAGAUGGGUGCUCCCACUCCGCCGUCCAUGGUUGAUCCAAACUUGAAUUUUGACUGGGAUCAAUGGGAUGCGGUCUUUGGGCAACAUCUUCCCGUUGCCGACGAGUUGAUGGAAUUAGACCCUGUCUCCGGCCUGGACCUUGCUAACCCGUCGAUGAUCUCGGGACCUGAACUCGUGAAUGCGCCGUUCGGUGCGAACCCGAAUGUUGUUCCUCCAGGCAGCGGAAGUAAUAUUGCGUCUCCGUGGCCCAACCACGGUCAGGAUAAUCAGCAAAUGUCGGCUGGAGACUGGGCAGGUUUCUGA